Orussus abietinus is the source of this 741-nucleotide messenger RNA. RefSeq lists its product as uncharacterized. The record is from RefSeq and is a predicted model, not a curated record. The transcript is spliced from 3 exons. NCBI's taxonomy places the organism in Eukaryota, Metazoa, Arthropoda, Insecta, Hymenoptera, Orussidae. Bases 1 to 741 code for a protein of 246 amino acids.
AUGAGGGCUCUCGCGGUGAUUUCGAUGGCCCUGAUGGUCAGCCUGGCGCGUUCGCAGAGCAUCGGCACGACCGCCGAAUUCCUGCAGAACGUGUACUACAGAUGCGCGGAUAGCCAGUCGAUGUUAUCCUGCGUGAAGCCCAAGGUGCUUUCCUACCUAAGCGACGCCGUUAAGCAGGACAAAGUGUCCUUGACGGAGGACCUGACCCUGGUGAGGUCUCGAGAGAUGCCCGAGGACACCCCCGAAGAGUACAAUUCCCAGUACGAAUUCGCCGACCCAUCUCGAAGAGAGUUGCUGCGGUCACUGAUGCUGGAAAAACUAGACGCCUACCUGUGCAGUCAUCGUCUGGAAGCCAAACUUCCGGACGCCAUUUUGGGGUCCAACGUGGUACCACGAGCCUUGGUCGAAUCGGUACCACAAAGCCUGAGUGUGCCCCUGGCUGACCCCAGUAGUGGUCAAGGUCGCGGGUUCGUGAAGAAGGUGAUGAUCCCCUUCCUGCUGGGCCUCAAGUUCAAGGCCACGGCCUUGGUGCCGCUGGCGCUGGCCUUGAUCGCCCUGAAGACGUGGAAAGCAUUGACCCUGGGACUGCUCUCGAUGGUCCUCAGCGGUGCGAUGAUGAUCUUCAAGCUGACAAAACCAAAGGUGGCCUACGAGGUGGUCCACUACGGGCACCCACCUGUGGAACACCCCCCUCACUGGGACACCGCCCCUCAGGGUCCUUACCGGGCUUACCGGAAGUGA